This is a messenger RNA of Drosophila willistoni, 1138 nucleotides long. RefSeq lists its product as uncharacterized. Bases 114 to 1133 code for a protein of 339 amino acids. Gene Ontology annotation, molecular function: protein binding. The transcript has 3 exons. Lineage: Eukaryota; Metazoa; Arthropoda; Insecta; Diptera; Drosophilidae. The record is from RefSeq and is a predicted model, not a curated record.
UCGACAUGCCUAGUUUGCACAGCAUUUGAAUCAGUCGACAUCGUGAGCUUGUAAGAAACAGUUCAAAAAAUAUAUAUAUUGUUCAGUGAGCUCCCGAAAAAAAUCUCUAAAAAAUGCUAAAAAUAAUCAUAGAGAGAAAAUGUGGAAAGCCAGUGGAAUUCAGAAUGGCCUCUUAUUGGACUAUUUAUGACCUGAAAAAAAGGAUCGAUGAUCGACUAUCUAUGUCUGAGGGGCAAUGUGUCCUAAUAUCCUCGAAAGGCAAGGUAUUAGAUGGCGAUCUUAUUUUUGAGGCAGCAGGUCUGGAGAACUGUGAUCCCAAGAAGAAACCAAUGAUAACAUGUUUUCAAGGAGCUCAAAAAAUUGGAGCAUUGACUGUUAUUACUGAGGUUGAAACCGAGACUGACUCCUACGAAUCAUUUGAAAGUGUAGAGACGUGUCCAGACAGCCAAGAAGUGUCACUGAACAAAAGCGAUGAGAGCUUACAGGAUGCUUGCGGUAUGAUUAAAUGUGAUAAGAAGCCCAGAGCUCCAUCUGAAUUGGAUAAUCAAAUCACAAUGCAGCAGGAAAAAGGAACGCCACCUUUCGUAAGAAUUUUGCCCGAAAACAGGCAAUAUAUCAUCGUGGUUUCAUCCGAUUGCAAGGAAAGAAAUUAUUGCAAUUUGAUGCAAAUUUUUUUUCCACGCUUUGGGCUCUAUAGGAACGUGCGCUGCCUUAAGUUCAAUCCUGAAACUCCAGUCAUGGAAUUUGGUGGUCGGCUCUAUAUUGCAGCUGCCAAUGAGAAUACCAUGGAUUGGGUUUCGGAAAUUCUCUGCUCAAUCAAAGGUUACCAGGCGGUUGAUCUUAUAACAUAUUUACGCCUAUCACGAGCCAAAGUUGUUUGGCCAAACGUGCAGUCGUGUUUGGUUGAUGUGUUUAAGCUCCUUGAGAAACAGAACAAAGGCCUUAAAACUGAAAAAUGGGCCGUCGUUAAUAAAAAAAUAUUGGAUCCAUGUUCAGAAGAAAAUAUCACAAACAUCUGUCUAAAUCAUGAAGUUAUAUUAUGGAUAGACUGUGUUAGUGUAGAAUUGAUAAAGAGCAAGUGCUAUCAACUACACUACCAUUUCUGGAACAUCACAUUUGAAUUCUGUUCAUAGAUGUC